Molecule: messenger RNA, 616 nt
Organism: Penicilliopsis zonata CBS 506.65
Lineage: Eukaryota; Fungi; Ascomycota; Eurotiomycetes; Eurotiales; Aspergillaceae
Exons: 2
Coding region: 57-548 (163 amino acids)
Source: RefSeq, a predicted model, not a curated record
UCUAUACCACCAUAUUCUCCGUCUAACUCUACGACAACUAUUCUCUUGCAGCAAGAAUGGCCGAUCCUGACGUCGUCCCUGCGCACCCGCCAGUGAAACGAAGACCACCCAAGCUGAAUCGCAAGCCGCCGUCUGCGACAAGAGACAGCGAAACAGACGAGCUGGAGUCGGUUGCCGAGGAAGAGCGGGGCGUUCCCCGUGGGGCCAGGCGCCUGGCUCGCGGGGCCCCGGAUCGACCGGGGGCGGGAGAGGCGUUGCAGCAGCGGAGCGACUGGCGCGGGCAGGCCGAGCAGCAACUCGUCCCGCUGCCGGAUGUGAGUAAAGCAGUCGACGAGGCGACAGAUCUCGUCCAGGACGUGACAACAAAGGCCGUGGGGGCGGUGGGCGAUACCACAGGCAAGUUGCUGCGCGGGGUGGCCGGCGGGUCGCAGAUGGAGCCCAAACAGAAGGAAGAACAGCUGCGGUUGCGGCUCGAUCUGAACCUGGAUGUUGAGGUACAACUCAAGGCAAAGAUCCACGGCGAUCUCACCCUCCAGCUGCUGAAUUAAUUAAUACUAUGUCACUUAGAUUUCCGCUUGUUCUAUGUACAUAAUAAUAUAUAAAAUCGUGUCCUGUC